CUAAACACAAAACAGAGAGAAUUGAAAAUUCUUCUAAAAUAAACAGAGACGCCCGUAAGAGCUUCCUCGUCGCCGGCUGUCCACCGUCGGUCUUGUCUUGUCCAGUCUCAAUCCGCUGGUCUUUGAACUCGGAGAUCAGAAACGGAAUAGGACCGGUAUUUGCAGUUCACCGUUGUGAAGCCUUCCUGCCGGUUGUUUCUGGCUUCCCCUUGCCACCGCCGUCGAACAAUUUCGGCUGCAAUUGGCCAUUGUCUUUAAAACCUAGUUGCAGUGAAUUAGGGUUCUUUGAAGUGAUAACUCGGUAAAGUUAUACGAGGGGCGAGGGAAGAUGAGCAGCUCCGGUGCUGCAGGGCAAUCGUCAAAACCUGCCAAGGCUGGUUCCUCGCAGCCUUCAGAAACAUCUGUUAAGAGGAAACGAGGAAUGUUUCAGAAAGAUUUACAGCACAUGAUGUAUGGGUUUGGAGAUGAUCCUAAUCGAGUCAGCAAUUGCUUACGAUGGAGAAGGAAGAGGCGGUACACACGCAGAUCUUUGGCGGCAGUGAUGAAUCUGACAACUUUAUGUGGUGACAACUCUGAAGGUAUAAAGUCACCAAAUGCUACCUGGCGAGACUUGUUGAUCGUCCUUUGUUCUGUGUUGAUUCACAAUUCCUUUAACAGUCGAAAGUUUAGAUGGAAUACCUGGUCUGUCAUUAGAUCAAGUGACUUUAGUUUCACUUUGGUGGGAGUAUUAGAUGGAAUGGUCAUUCGAAACAGUUCGAAGUUGGUGGGAGCAUUGUUUAUGUGUUUGUUAUUAUUAUACAUUGUGAUCAACACUCAACAAUUAUCCUGGUUUCCUGUUAAGGUUCUCUUAACACAUAGGGUCUUUUGGUUGUUCUUGGUAAGUGAUUUGGUUUAUUGAGUUUCAUUCAUCUAAAUGUUGAAUCAUUCAAGAACUUCGUAUUUGAAA
Messenger RNA from Linum tenue, 946 nucleotides. The record is from the annotation of a GenBank genome assembly. NCBI's taxonomy places the organism in Eukaryota, Viridiplantae, Streptophyta, Magnoliopsida, Malpighiales, Linaceae.